Molecule: messenger RNA, 5897 nt
Organism: Prorocentrum cordatum
Lineage: Eukaryota; Dinophyceae; Prorocentrales; Prorocentraceae
Source: the annotation of a GenBank genome assembly
AUGAAACGCUCUCGGUGCGAGGGCGCUACAGAUUGUCCGCGUUACACCACGUGCCGUGCCGAGGACGGACGCCCCGCGUGUUCAGAGCACGGCGGGGUGUCAAGACGCGGCCGAUGGGACCGCCAGGCUGAGGCCCCGGCGUCUGCCCCCCCAGCGUCUCCACCAGAACCAGCAGGUCCGCCAGCGGGCGUGGAAGCCACGUCGGAUUCGGAUUGUUCCGAUGUUGACAGCGAGCAAGACCAGGAACACGAUGAGGACACCCGGGAGCCUACGUCAUGGACGGGCAUAUCGUACCAAGGAGACGACAGUGAGAAGUAUUUGGUGGGAGCGGACUUGAUGUCCGAUAACCUUAGCAUCGCUUCUGACCAGAUCGCUGUCCGCAUGGGUUUCACCAACAAGCCUUUGUUCCGCGCGUUCUUCUACUUCUACUGCCUCUUAGUUGUGGUCCAGCCGGACGUGUUGGUCCCGAAGGAAACCCGGGAUCGCGUGGAGUCUGGGCUAGAGCGCGCCCCGUCGCUGCAUCGAGCUAUUGUGUCGCACGCGCCCUUGUUGGGCAGGCAGCCUCGCCUGGACGCGGCGCUCAGGUCGCGCGCGUGUUUUGCGGUCAGCAUCUAUCGACGCAUUUUCCGUUCGGCGCCGGCGACUGAGGCUCGCUUGGCUGCGUGUUUGGCGUGCGAUUGCAUGCUUCGAUACACGGGAACCGCCAAGUUCAUCGAGGAUACGGCGAUGCGGGAUCCAUGCGCUGCUCUUCGACAUCUCUGCGACGGCGUCACGCCGGACACGAGCGAGGCGGUUGCUGGUUUUCUCCGCGCAUCUGUCCUCAGCAAACUGCAUCUGAUGUCGUCUGUCACUGGGUGGUUCGACGGGCACGACGGCAGGCGGCGCACGUACCCGCGCAGCUUCGGUGUUCCGAUUGUUUGCAAUUUCCGGAUCAUGGACCACCUGUUGCACGCUCUGCCGGGAUGGAUAGCUUCCUGCUUCGCCAUCGCGGGCCAGCUGAGCAGUUUAAUCAGAGUCGCGAAGAUGGCGCGGGCUGGCGAGGACGACCCCGGGCUGGUGAAGCGAGCUUUCGCGGUGACGGAAGCGCUCAUGCUCAGUUUGCUUACGCUGGACUUACUGGGUCGCCCCACCGUGUCACCGUCGCUGCCGUUUGCGUCCAGGGUGCACUGCCACCCGCUGAAGUUCAUGCUCUCGGACAUAUUCUUGUUGGUCGGGUGCGCCGCGUGCAGCCACGCGGGCAGGCCCGCCGAUGGCGGCGGUGACGGUCGCAUCAUGGGGGUGCCGCCAGAUGCGCUCGCGGACUACGAGUGGAGGUCGAGGUGCCGCGUGCUCGCGGAGGCCACGAUGGCGGUCGAGGCAGCGCUGAUGAACAACAUGUUCGGCUGGCUGUCGCGGCACGGCCUCUUUAGCGAGUGUGAGUCGCACGCGCCCCGCGCGCGGCGUCGCAUCCUCCUCGCCAUGGACUGGUCAAUCGUCGGCGACCGAGCCGGGGCGCUGCAGGCGAUGACUGCAAUUGCGCAGGACCGGGACACUAUGUGCGCGAUCUGCUGGUCAGACUUUGACGAGGCGCCUUGCGAGGCGUUGAUGUGCGGGCACGUUUUCCAUGCAGAGUGCUUGGCGCGAGACAUGGAGGCAAGGGGCGUUUCUAAACGGCUGCAGCGAUGCCCAAAAUGCAAGAUGACAGCAGACGCAGCAGAGAAGGCGCCAGUGGCAGGGGGCCACGGCGUCUUUGCGAUCCCGGACGCCCAGGGGGGGACGCGGGUGCUUCGUCGCCGAGCGCAGGCCAGGGCAUCCGGCAUCUGCGGCGCCGGCAGUUCCUCCGGCGACGCUGCGGGGGCUGCGACGGAUGGCCAGAACGGCAGCGCGCUUCCAGCAGCGGAGGCGGCGCCCGCCGCCGCCGCGGUUCCCCAGGACAUCGUGCCUGCGGAGGCGGCGCCCGCCGACGCCGCAGCGGUUCCCCGGGACAUCGUGCCCGCCGCGGGCGCCCCCAUGGACAUCGUGCCCGCUGCCAGUCAGGGCGGCGAGCUGGCUGGCAGCCAAGCCGGCGACGGCGAGCUGGCUGGCAGCCAAGCCGGCGACGGCCCGGUCAUGCUCGACCCCCUCCGCGGGCUUCAGUGGAGGAGCGCCCCGGCGAAACGACGGAAGAUUAUGAAGGAUGCCCCGGAGCUGGUGCAGCAGUGGGACGAGAGGAUUAGGGCCGCCGCGGGCGCGGGUGCGCUCAACGACGUCCUGUUCAGCAAAGAGACCUCCGCUGGCUUCGAGAACGCGGAGACCGCGGUGGCGACCAUCAAGAAGUGCCUGGAGUCCAUCGCCAAUGACACUAGGGAACCCCACGAACUUGCAGCUGACCUCGACUUUGACCAGCGGCCUGGGCACCCGCUAGUGUGGUACGACGUGGUGAAGCGCAUCUGCGACGCUCAGGGCUACCACCACGAGGGCUUCGCGCUCCUCCUCGAGUCCAACAUCGGCUUUUGCGAGCACAGCGAGACGUACCUGACCCACGAUUUGGGCUGCACCCACCGUGUCUCGCCGUCGCAGGCGUGUCUCGUGUCGCAGAGUGCCUCCAUGCGCAAGAGCCCCCAGCUCGAGUUGGCGGACAGCCUUAUCCUCGACGCCGAGAGCGCGCCACUGGAGUGGGCGGACCGCAAAGUGCUCAUGACGGACGGGACCAAGAAAGGCACCGAGUCCACCCUAGAGCAGUACAGGCGCGGGCUGCUCAGCAGUUCGGAGGGCGCCAAUACGAUCUACGUGGAGGGCUACUCGAGUAAGGAGGCCAGGAUUCACUUCUUCUUCAAGCAGCGCCUGUGCCAGUGGACGCAGGCCGAGUCCAUCUCGUCCCCGACGGGGCAUGGGCCGAUGGCGCUCGUGAAGGGCACGUACAAUUUCGGCUGCCGCAUCAUCACGCAGCCCGAGACAGCGGACUCGACCAUGCGCCCCGGGGCGCAGGGGUGGCACAAGCGCUUGUCCAUCGCGGCGGCGCCUCAGGAGUCGCGUCUUGCAGGGUGGGCGAACGGCUUCGCCGACACUGAGUGCCAGGACUUCCUCAAGGAGAACCGCAUCAACAAGUGGUGGAAGGCAAAGCUUUUGUUUUUCCGUUCUGACCUGCUCCGCUCCUCUCUGAGCACCAUGCGCAUCUUCCAGCACUGCGCGGGCGAGCAGGCGCCGCUGCGUAGCCAGAUCUCCUUCCUCGAACUGGCCGCGGCGCUGCAGCGCGUGCACCGGCAGUGGCAGCUUCACCACGGCGCCUACAUCUCCAUGUUGGCAAAGGACCCGUCCGUGGGCGGGAUGGCGCCUGCUCCGCUGGCGGGGCGCUUGCAGUUGUCUUUGGAGCAGACUUUGCAGGCCGCCCUCUUGCAGCACACGCCUCGAGACGGGCGGAUCACGUACACGGCUUUCCGCUUGGCAGUCCGCGGCAAGCGCGGGCCAGCGUUCAGGGGCGCGACGGGCCAGCCGGGCGUGGGCCCGCUGAUGCCGCGCAUCAAGGUGGCUGUGGCGGCCCUGGUUGCGGGCGGGGUGCUCGAAGAGGCGCCCGGCGCGGACCAGGGCUUCGUGAAGGUGGGCUAUCUCAAGCAGUCCGAGAAGCAAGCGGCCUUUCGCCGCAGCCUCGGCGUCUCGGUAGAGGCGAUCCACGCGCCCGCGCGUUUCUGCUGCGUCUGCGGGGCCCCUUCGCUCGACCAUGGCCCGAUAGGUGGGCCCGCCCGCGAGCCAAGCCGCUCGGCCGAAGGGGGGCCGAGAGCACCGGCGCACCCGCGCAAGGCGUGGGCGCCUCGGGCGGCCCUGCCAGAGCUCGGUCCGCGCGACGCAGCGGCGCUGGACGCUGCGCUGGCCCAGCGGGACUCCGCCCGCUCAGGCGUUGGCGCACGGGCAGACAAGCGGGCGCGCCUGGCGUUGCGCUUUCGCGCGGGGCGCACGCGGGGCACGCUGGCCCGACUGCUCCAGUGUGGACUUGUUAGCGGCGACGGCGGCCCGGCUGAGACGCUGGCCCCGCGGGCAGGGCUCGCUGGCAAACUUCGAGGCGAGGAGGUGGUCGUCCUCGACGCCUUCGUGUGCCGCGGCCGCCUUCGGUGCGACGUGGCCCCCGUAGUCCAAGGCUCUGGGGCGGGCGCCGCUGGCGGCGCGCACGUGCUCAGGACGAGUUUGCGGCGUGGUUUGACCACGCGUGCCGGUUCUGAUCUCACGGACGUGCAGCAUCGGUGGCGCUGCCGGUCGAUCGUCCGCGGUGUUCCAUGGAUGGCGCGCGUGCCCGAGGGCGUGUCGGAUGGCGGGCGCGCAGCAUCGGUGGCUCCGCGCGCUCUCGUGGAAGACGCGCAGAUGUUGCAGUCUUUCCGCCACGCCCUCGCCGGCAUGAACGUCGCGGCGCCCGCGUGCCAGCGGCCCGCGGCGCCAGUCCUCGUGAUCCCGAAGGCCGCCGACGAUCGCGCCCGGCAAUUCCGGCACUGGGUCGCGCGUCAGCAGGGGGGGGCCGCGCUGCAGCCGAGCGGGGAAUGCAGGCGCGGGAGCUACGUUUGGGACUUCCCGUGGCCAGUGCAGCUGGCGUCGUACGGCGGGCGCGGCGACGACGUCGGGCAUCGCUGUUACUUCCCAGUCGCCGACGAGGACGUGGUGCGCGUCGCCCCUGACGCGAUCGUCAUCCGCGGCAACGCGGCGGAGGGCGGGCAGAAGGAGGGCCGCUGUUACGUGACUGGGAGGUUCCUGGCGAGAUUCCUCUUCUGCCUGAAUGACACGCUGAACUUCCGCGAGUGCCGUCGGCAGCUGCUCGGGGAGUACGUCGCCGUCGCGCGCGGCGCGGAGGCGGGCUUGAGCGACGCCGGCGCGCGGGCAGUCCUCUUCAACAUCGCUUUCGCCCUCCCCAAGCGCAAGAUGUUGGGCAUGAUCGCCCCGCGCGCCUUCUCCGCCCCGAUUUCGCGGAGAGUGUCUGAGAUGCGGCGCCUGCAGAGUCUCUACAACGGUUCCGGGCUGCGCGUGGACGGCAACUUCAAGCUGGCGAAGAAGAUUUGGAGAGGUGCCGGCAAGUCCCGCCAGAAGCCCUUCAGUUGCGUGCUCGGCAUCUGCGGGACGGACGGAUCGCCCCUGCUGCCUGUCGCCCCCGUCCGCGGGGAGGCCUGGAUGGACAUCAAGCGCGUGCUGCAGCCUCUGCUCGCGGACAUCGUCUCUGCUCGCCAGGCCGCCGGCAUGUCCUUGGAGGACGCGUGCCCUGCGUUCGUCAGCACCGACUCCUACAACAAGCACUUCAAGAAGUACGCCGACGUGGUGAAUGAGGCGUGCCAGCUUGCCCGGGUGCGGACGGCUGGCGCCACUCCGCGCGGCCCACUCGCCGCGCGCUGCAUAGUCGCGCCUUCCGUCGGCGUGCUCGUGGCAGGCGAGCCGUUCCACGACGUCCUCAACGCGAGGAACCGCAAGGCGCGCCUCCCGUGCCGGCGCUUGGAGAGCGCGGGCGCGACCUCCUGCGGACUGCUGUGGCUCAGUCUGCCGCGUCCUUCCAGGAAGCGCUCGCGCAGAUGCGUCUUCAAUUCGAAGCUGCGGCGGCAUUACAGCCGCCUUCUCAAGUCGCGACGCUUGAGCGGCUUGCUUGCGUGGCAAGAGUGCGCCGAAGGCUUGCGGGCCGCCGGCGUGGGCCCUCGAUCCGGCACCGUCCCAGUCGAACAGUCUUGGGCCAUCACUGCUUCGCACUGGCCAUCCGAGACUAAGACUGCAGGAGAGAAAGUUUUCAAGUUUUUUGCAGACUUGUCAUUCCUGCGGUUUUUGUACAUGCACUUCCACAGUUCGGCGUUGCCCGCGUGGGUCGACGAUGACGUCAUGUAUUUCCAGCAGAGCGAACGCGCCCGUCUCAUGCUCGAGCCCGAGACAGCUCUGCGGCUGGAGCAAGAGUUGGCGGACGCCGCUCGCCAGAGUUCGCA